AUGCCGAAGACGUUGUGCAGAACUUCGCAACUCCAUCGCCGAGGUCGUGCUUCCGCUGCCCUCGCGGCCCUCACGGUCUCUUUCCGCCCAGCAAGAUCAAGGAUCCAUUCCAUCUAUCUUUUCUCAUAUCUCAACCUGCAGCAAACGCUGGCUACGGAUAUUGUGCCGUCCUUGAUAUUAGACAUCUCAAACUCACCAUAUAUCAUUCUACAGACUACAGCUACUCGGGACCUCCUUCUAAAGCCAUUCUGGAUUCACGCCCCACGAAUCUGGAAGGUCCAAUCGACUGUCCAGGCCCAUACCAGUCCAAUAAUCUAUCUACCUGACCCUUCAAAUCCACCUUACUGUGAUCCUCCACCAACUGUUCACUUCACCCAUAAUCCAAGCGCGGGUGCGAGGCAAGCCCUCGAAACUAUUCGUCUAGGCAAGCAGCCAUUGAAUCUGGAGGGGGACUGA
This is a messenger RNA of Amorphotheca resinae ATCC 22711, 456 nucleotides long. RefSeq lists its product as hypothetical. Lineage: Eukaryota; Fungi; Ascomycota; Leotiomycetes; Helotiales; Amorphothecaceae. The transcript has 2 exons. The record is from RefSeq and is a predicted model, not a curated record. Bases 1 to 456 code for a protein of 151 amino acids.